AUGGUUGCUCUGUGUAUUCGUGAACGAACCCCCACAGAAAAGGUGGAUAUCGCCUCGCUUCUGCAGUCUCAAGAUGAGGAGGAAGAAAAGAAGGAUAUAAAUGCCAGGCAGGUGAUAACAGAUCCUGCAUUCGCACAACUCCGGACGCAAAAAAAUUCCAGGUCUCCUCGCGCGGGGAUAGUCACAGAAGCGGAAGUGACAUCGUUACCUGAUCCUCAGAUCUUAUCAUCCACAAGACCAGCAAAACGGCUACAGCCUGCGCCAUCCUUUGAAAUUCCUGCCAAAAAGCAAUCGAAAUGGUCGGCUGAAGAAGAUGCUCUAAUAAUAGAGCUUCGAGGCAACGGGUUAAAGUGGGAGGAUAUCAGCAAAAAGUUACCUGGCAGAAGCGCCCUUAGCUGUCGGCUCCAUUACCAAAAUUACCUUGAACGACGGAGUGAGUGGGAUGAGGACCGUAAGAAUAAACUGGCUAGGCUAUACGAAAGAUUCAAAGCAGAUAUGUGGUCCAAGAUAGCAGCAGAAAUGUUCGUUCCUUGGAGAGCAGCUGAAGCUAUGCACUGGCAGCUAGGAGAGCACGAGAUGGCGAGACGAGCUGGUGUAUUGCCGUUUCUACUUACUCAUCCAACAACGGAGCCUCCUCCCAAGGUGCGCAGAAUAAACACAGCAGCAUCCAGACCGAGGCGAGACUCAGCAAUACGAGGCUCAGGUCAGCAGCUUCCUUCUGUUGCUGAGUUGACUGCAGGCGUUCCCGCGUACGCAUCAAGCCAGCCGCGUGAGCUUUAUUCAAAGUCAAAAUCUCCAAAGUCGCCUUCAGAGCACAAGGUUGGCCACCCCGGAACUCGCUCAGGCGCAGGAGUUCGCUCUAAGAAAUGA
Histoplasma mississippiense is the source of this 870-nucleotide messenger RNA. RefSeq lists its product with no specific name. The record is from RefSeq and is a predicted model, not a curated record. Gene Ontology annotation, cellular component: nucleus. Gene Ontology annotation, biological process: regulation of DNA-templated transcription. Lineage: Eukaryota; Fungi; Ascomycota; Eurotiomycetes; Onygenales; Ajellomycetaceae. The transcript is spliced from 2 exons. Bases 1 to 870 code for a protein of 289 amino acids. Gene Ontology annotation, molecular function: DNA-binding transcription factor activity, RNA polymerase II-specific; RNA polymerase II cis-regulatory region sequence-specific DNA binding.